Messenger RNA from Prorocentrum cordatum, 1531 nucleotides. The record is from the annotation of a GenBank genome assembly. Lineage: Eukaryota; Dinophyceae; Prorocentrales; Prorocentraceae.
GGCUCGAGGUCCGACCAGCCUCCGUCGGGAGUCGGGGAGAAGGCGGUAGCCUGUUGCUGCCUCGCGCUGGAAAAGUCAUGUCGCUGGGCGGGGCGGCGCUCGCCGGCGCGGACACGGGCGCGGAGCCGCACGGCGCGGGCAAGUUCCGGCUGUUCGUCUCUACGCGCAAGACGUUCCUCCACGUGGAGGUGAUCCCGGUGGCCGGGCGCCCCCUCGCCCGCGCGAGCUCCCACCCCUGCCUCGCGGACCGCUACGGGGGGCUGCGGCUGGAGCUGCCGCAGCCCGCCCGGGGCGCCCGCGGGGGGGCCGCGCCGGGCCGCGCGCCGCCCGCGGAGGCCGCACGGGCCGACGCGGGCUCUCAAUGCGCGGCGGCGGCCCCGCCUGCACCGCCGCUGGACGCCGAGUGGCGGGGGCCCGCGCGCGAGGGCGCCGGCGACGCCAGCGGCGCCGGGCCCUCGGGAUUCGUGGCGGCCGCGAGGGCGCCGGAGGCGACGCUGGCAGAAGGCGCGCCCUUGGCCGUCGUCCUGCAGAACAUCCCGAUCCGGUGCGGAGCCGAGGACCGGACAUCAUCCAGCUCGUCUGGGAUUCGGGCUUCCGCGGGAAGUUCGACUUCAUGCACAUGCCCAUGAAGCGGAGCAGGCGCCAGAACAAGGGAUAUGCUUUCCGGGUCGGCGGAUUUCUCGGACGCCACCGACGCCAUCGACUUCCAGCGCGCGGUGAGUGGCAUGAAUUUCAGCAGGCGCGACAGCAGUAAGACAUUAGUUGUGCAAGCUGCAAGGGCUCGGCACUCAACGGCGCAGCUCACCAUCGCUGGCGAUGACGAGAUAAUCCAGAGUCCGUGGGGAGCGGUUCGUGUCCCGAAACAUGAGCCUACCGAGGAGAACUAUUUCAUCGACCGCAUCUGACUAGGAUUUUGUUUCGCGCUCAACGUGUGCGCUCAGCGCAUCUUAGCUGCGUUUGUGCAGGUUUCUGAAGGAUACACCUCUGGUAGCAAGUCAUUAAUCUAGUAGGUGUGUCGCCUACUCAGUUGCCGCAGAGAUUUCAAGGUGUUCACUGCUCUUCUAAAUUGUUGCGCUAGCCGUCGGAAUCAAUGUCGGGACACGAUGGCGGAUUUUGCGCGUCCGCUUUCGGGAAGAUGGAGGUUGCUUUCUGCCCGGUCUGCAACACCACGUCCGAGCCUGACGUAGUGGUUCGCACGCUGCCACCAGUCUGUUCAUAUUCCCACAUGCUGCGGACCUCUCCGCUUGUAGCUGCUCUCCUACCGCCAUGGUGGAGACCCCGCGAGGUGUGGACCACGAUGCGGACAUGGGCGAGGCACGUGGCCGCAUUUUGCCAAUUUUAUCCCUCCCGAUGCUUGCUUGCAUCCUGACUCUGUCAGGUGCGCCUGGGAUGCGGUGCCUGCUCACAGACGAAAGCUUUGACGACUGGAUUGGUUUGGGACGCUGGCCAUAUGCUGCUCUUGACCUCUGCAUAUGGACUGGCUCAUCCUGAGGCGUUUCUUGACGGUUCCUGGGGCGACAACUGUUUUGGG